AUGGCCUUUCUUAAACCUCAAUUCUUGAUUUUGGCUCUUUUGAUUUUCUUUUUCCUUUCAAAACUUAGUUUUGCAAAGCAAUCGAGGAUAAAUGGGUUGAAAAUGAAUGUUAUUGACCGAUGUUGGAGAAAAAAUCCUGAAUGGAGGAGACACCAAUAUCAAUUAGCCACAUGUUGUGUGGGUUAUGCUGGCAAGAUGAUAAACAACAUUGGUAAUGACCUCAUUCAUUAUAAAGUUACUGACUCUAGUGAUGAUCCUAUAAAUCCCAAGCCCAACACCUUGAGAUAUGGAACUUCUAUUCUUCAAGGUAAAGUGUGGAUCACAUUCCAAAAAGACAUGCAAAUUGAACUAAAGAAACCCCUUCUCAUUAGUAGUUUUACCACUAUCGAUGGUCGAGGUGUUAAUGUCCACAUCGCUAAUAAUGCAUGCUUAAUGAUAUUUAAGGCCACCAACAUAAUUAUCCAUGGCAUUCGAGUUCACCAUUGCAAACCUCAAGCCCCUGGGAGUGUGAUGGGGCCUGAAGGAAAGGUGAUUCCUUUAGGUCAUGUAGACGGGGACGCAAUAAGAUUGGUUACUGCUUCAAAAAUUUGGAUUGACCAUAAUACACUUUAUGAUUGUCAAGAUGGUUUGCUUGAUGUAACACGAGGUUCUACUGAUGUGACUAUCUCUAAUAAUUGGUUCAAAAACCAAGAUAAAGUUAUGCUUCUUGGACAUGAUGAUGGAUAUGUGAGAGACAAGAAUAUGAAGGUUACAGUGGUGUACAAUCAUUUUGGACCUAAUUGCAAUCAACGUAUGCCAAGGAUUCGUCAUGGAUAUGCACAUGUAGCCAAUAAUUUUUAUCAAGGAUGGCUUCAAUAUGCCAUUGGUGGAAGCAUGGAACCUAGUCUCAAAAGUGAAGCUAACCUCUUUGUUGCACCAACGAUAGGAAAUAAGGAGGUUACAUGGAGAAAGAGUAGUGAUAAAAGUGGAGGUACAUGGAACUUUCAUUCGGUAAGGGAUAUUUUUGAAAAUGGAGCUUCUUUCAAUAUAACAAAAGGAGGAGGUGUGAAAAAACCGAAUUAUACUAAAGAACAAAAUUUUAAAGUUCUUGAUGCCAAAUUCGUGAGAUUGUUGACACGUUCAUCUGGUGUGUUGCAAUACAAUAAGAAUUCUAUAUAUUGA
Messenger RNA from Vigna unguiculata (cowpea), 1161 nucleotides. RefSeq names its product pectate lyase 1-like. Gene Ontology annotation, molecular function: pectate lyase activity. The record is from RefSeq and is a predicted model, not a curated record. NCBI's taxonomy places the organism in Eukaryota, Viridiplantae, Streptophyta, Magnoliopsida, Fabales, Fabaceae.